Synchytrium microbalum is the source of this 2973-nucleotide messenger RNA. RefSeq lists its product as uncharacterized. The transcript has 11 exons. Bases 1 to 2973 code for a protein of 990 amino acids. Gene Ontology annotation, cellular component: plasma membrane. The record is from RefSeq and is a predicted model, not a curated record. Gene Ontology annotation, biological process: protein localization to plasma membrane. Lineage: Eukaryota; Fungi; Chytridiomycota; Chytridiomycetes; Synchytriales; Synchytriaceae.
AUGAACAGCAGCGACUGUCUCGACUCGUCGCUGUGGUGUGGCUCGUGGUUCAACCACGUUGUAAUAGUAAACGCAGUGUAUCCAAACCAGCCAGGUCAAGAAGGCCCACAAUCCAGCAACCUCUCGAAAUUGAUUUUCUAUGCUUCAAGCAAACCUCAAAAGCUAGCUAAAAUCGGCACAUAUCUGGAAAAGAGAUUGAGGCUGGAUUUGAGGAGGUAUCGUGUUGGAUACGUGAGAGUGACAUUACAGAUCCUGAGUGCAUUGAUUGAUCAAUGUCAUCAGCAUCUAAACCUGUUUGCGAAAAGCGUGCUGAGGAUUGUGCUCGAGAUACUGGGGAAUCCAGAUCCGGAUUUGAUUGUUAGCUCCACUAGUGUCUUUGUACUGUUUAGCAGAUAUCACGAUCACACUGCCUCAGCAGAUAUCGAAUUGAAUGACAUUUAUUCGCACUUGGUGGACAAAUUUUGUGCGCUGGCUACAUAUUUGACUAGUGAUCAUCUUAUUGAGCACAAGAUGCACUUGGCAGGUUUAAAGGGUAUACAUUCCAUGGUAGCAUCAGAUACGUUUCUGAGUGGAAGUCGAGCAGAGCAGUAUGCAGAGAAGAUUAUACCGUCUGCCAUGUCAAACGUGUAUGAUCCAACUGAGAGUGGUGAAAUGUCGGCCGUGUCGCCGAAUUCUCCUGGUAGAACAAUACCGCCAUCUCCAGGUUUAGGAGGCCCAUCUCCCGCUGCCAAACGAGCUUCGAUAACAGACGAUUUAAUAACAGAUUCAGAAUUGGAGCAUAUUGCUGACGAUACUUUGAGGGAUUUGUUUGCAAAGUCGAAUGUCGCUAGUAUCAAGUUCCUGUUGCCGCCAGUGUUUCAGUACUUGGACGAACACGAGAAAUGGCCGUCAUCAGUAUUCGUAAUCCAUAUCAUACAUGUUAUAACGAACGCAGUACAGCCACAGCACCGAUACGUUCCAAUGCAAAACAUGCUAGAACGACUACAAAACCAAUCUGCAACCUCAUCACCAGAAAUACAGACCUCCAUAGUACGAUCCUUAACAUAUCUGAUAUCGGCCGGUGGUGGCAGUAUAGGCAUGACGAUUUUGGAGCUUGUAGAAGUCCUCGUUGGUCAAUUACUAUCUACAACUGGAACAAGUCACUCGACAAGUUCGACACAUAAAGCAGAUGCAGAAGCAACAUUGGAGCAGGCUCUGAUUGAAUCUGUAGGGUCUUUGGCUACUCAGGUGCAGUAUCCAGAUCAAGUGAAUGAGAUACUGGCCUUUUUAAUCAAUCGGCUGAAACUCGAGCUGCCAACUCCUUUAUUGCCUGCUUCUGGCGCCUCUCCUGCCGGAAGCAGCGAUGUGCCAAUCACGCCUGUGUCGAAUAGACAGACCGCAGAGUCGUUAACGAUAGACUCCAAGACGAUAACGUCUCGCAAAAUAUUGUUACGGUGUUUACAAAUGGUGGUGCAUGUGAGGUUUGCACAUGUACAGGCAGUGUCCAGAGAUGGUGGCGGUGGUGAUGCGUCGUCACAGCUAUCGGUACGGCGACUUGUGCCUAAUGUUGUGCGUAAUCCCGUUGACUAUGUGCUUAUACGGCCAACGCUGAGGCUUGUUAAUGACGGGGAUGUGGAUAUAAGGCUGUUUGCGGCCGAGUUUCUGUGUAGCUUGUUUGGGUUGGAGACUGUGGAGGCUAGUAUUGGGUUGUCGACUACCAAUAGUCCCAAGUUCUUGACGGAUUUCAACAAGGCCAUCUACGAAUACUCCCUCUCAUCACACAACCUGCCCGUCGACUAUAUCGCCAUCAGCAAUCUAACAUGUAGCUCGUUUAAACGAUUCGGUGCCGAACAUAUCAUAAAGGCCAUCCCCGUAUUGUACAAGGUCCAAUCAACCGCGUACGAAUCCAAGAUUUUAUCACCGUCGUCGCAACGCUCGUUGGGAAAUAUAUUCAUUGAUGCCUUGUUGACUGCAUCUGAUAUACUGGGUAACCUGGAGAUACGCGAGUAUGUGGUGCAAUUGAGGAGUGAGAGGAUGGAGGCUGGACAGAUACAGGUUGGAUUGGAUGCUGGCUUGGAGGUUGCUGUGACGGGGAGCAGGAAGUCAUUCCAGGAUAUCGAAAAUGGAUUAAACUUGUCGCCAUUAACGCUUCUGGUCGCCGAAUCCACUCUGAAUGGUAUACUGAUUAGAGAUAAUCAGAUACGGAAAGUCGGUGGUGUUGUUGAGAAGCUGGCUGUGGAGUAUGUGCCUGAGGAUUCGGAUAGUCUAGAACCAGACAAAUCAGUUGCUGGAAAGAAUGCCAAGAAUAGGGCAUCUGUGUUGGGCAUCUCUAGUAGGACGUCCGGAUCGACUGUUACUGUAGUUGGUGCAGGUGCUCGCAAGGCGCCGUCGACGAAUGACUCUUCUGAGGACGAUGUCGGUAGUCCUCCUAUCCGAGUAGAUGAUCUUAAAGAAGCAUUGGCCACCCCGUCAUCUGGUGCUCGAAGCGAGCUUGCUGAACUGGAUAUAAGCUCGAUGCCAAUGGGAGAAACAGAAGAUGCAACUGCAAGAGAGGUUCGGCAGUUGUUGAGCUCUCUUCAAGGGACAUUUGAAUCUGUAUCGUCAAAACGCAGUUCACGACAACUAGCAUCUGUAUCCGAAUCAGGAGAUGUAAAUGGAAACGGCAUGAAUGGUGUAAACCAAGUCUUUAGGUCUCGAUCCCUCAAAUAUCAAAAGAAAUCAACCUCAACUGCAACAACAAGUCAAAAUAACACCAAUAGUGGAGUAUCCUCUUUAUCAACACCAGCUCUUGAUGAACCUGCUAAUGCAAGUACAGCAACAAAACAAGCACUGAUUAUAAACUCACAACCACGCCCACCUGUUGGAGUCCCUGAAAUGGCGGACAUGCUGCAUUUGCGCAAGACACCAGACUUUUUGAGCACGAGGUAUAUCAAGAAUGCUGCUAGUGCGAGUAGUUUGAGGCUUCGUGAGCCUAGUGUUGGUGGAUUUACAUAA